Molecule: messenger RNA, 10818 nt
Organism: Ornithodoros turicata
Lineage: Eukaryota; Metazoa; Arthropoda; Arachnida; Ixodida; Argasidae
Product: cubilin-like
Exons: 14
Coding region: 433-2847 (804 amino acids)
Cellular component (GO): plasma membrane
Molecular function (GO): protein binding
Source: RefSeq, a predicted model, not a curated record
UCGCGUCGGGGUUCAACAAACUGGGGAUUCGUUAUAUUCGGGAUAUUUCUCUUUUCGUGUUCGUGUUAUCGAUAACCGGUGUGGAAACCUCUCUUAUAUCGAACAUCACCCGAUCUUCGAUGAUGCUGCUAGUCGCCGUGGGCUUUGUACUCAUCCUGCUGGUGGUAUUUCUUAUCGUUAUCAUCGCCUACACGCAGAGCUCGGUGUUGCUUGUGGUGUGAGCGGUGUGGUGAUAUGGUCGGCCAUCCGGUCCGCGCUGGCUCGCGCAUGGCCCGCUGGGAGAUGGCCGUUGGGACGGCUCUCUGCGACGAAGAGCUCGUUUGUGCAAGAACGUCAUGAUGAUGAUGAUGAUGUGUGAUGUCGAUACUCGUUGUGGUUAGGUGUUGUGUGGUUUUUGUACGUGUCAAAAUGUGAAUUUCGUGUAGUGCAUGAAUGACGAUCUGCGUGCGUCAAGUUUUGGAAUGUUCAGAAUGUGACCGUAUGUUCAUCAGCAGCCCCGAUGGCCCGAAGAACGGGACAUUCAGUGCCCCUCACAUGGAAAAUCCAUUGGGGCACUCCCGCCAGUGCAUCUACACAUUCAUCGCCCAGGACAACGAGAGGGUGGACAUCAACUUUACACGCUUCAGGGUGCGGGGGGCACCUCCCGAUCGCUGUACCCGAGAAUACGUGGACCUGUACACGGAGGUUGAGGAUCCAAGCAGUGAGCUGAUCAGCACGCCUUUCGGUGGCCGCUAUUGUGGCCGUGUGUUUCCCCGACGCCGGAUCUCCAUGCACAAGACUCUGGUCAUCGGAUUCUACACCGACUACGAGAAUGACACGGCGGACGUCUUCCAGGGAACUUACUCCUUCAUCAACGCAGCUCGGUUUCAGGUGGGGACACCGGAACCCGGAGCCGUGUGCAAGUUUACGAUUCACGGCGACGAGAAGCGGGAGGGCGAUUUUUUUUCUCCCACGUACCCUGGGGUGUACCCCAAGAACCUCCAGUGCCGGUACAGGUUCUUGGGCAGCAAAGGACAGCGGGUGCGACUUGAAUUUCUAGACUUCGACCUCUUCUACGGUGGUUCUCAUUGUCCCUUUGACCUUGUGAAAAUCUACGACGGCAACACGACCCGAGACCCUCUGAUCGGUACCUACUGCGGACAGCAGCGCAACCUGGUAGUCUACUCGUCGGCCGAGACGCUGUACGUCGAGUUUACGACGCUGCAGCGCAUGGCCGACAGCCAGAACCGGGGCUUUGCCGGUUGGUUCGAGUUCAGCGAAAAGUUCGUCAACCUCGAUUUUAUCAAGAAAAACGAUGGAGAGCACAUUCGUGGCACAGAGUGCGACCAGAAAAUUCUGAGCCGCAAGGAGUCGAACGGCACGGUGUACUCGCCAAACUGGCCCCUUCCCUAUCAGGCAAACAUCGUGUGCCGCUACUAUAUCUACGGCAUGGAGGAUGCCCAGCAUCUGGAGAGAGUCAGGCUGGACUUUGACAAGUUUCACAUGGAAGACCACAAGGCGGACGAGAUGCCCGAGUGUCAGGACGCCUACCUCAAACUGUACAUGCAGGGUCAGGAAGAGAGGCAAGCCGUGGACGAGUUCGACCACGCGUUCUGCGGUAACCAGGCACCCCCCGCCCUGAUCUCCGAAGGCCCGCGUCUGGUGAUGGUGUUCUCGAGUGGCCAGACCAAAGGCACGGGAUUCCGCGCCCGCUACUCGUUCGAGACCGACUACAAGGUACCUGGAACGCCCUCGCCCAACAACACCUGCCACUUCUGGUACCUGAGCGAGUCCCAAGCGACCGGGGACUUCAACUCACCCCGGUAUCCUGCCAACUACCCGUCGAGCACACGCUGCGAGUACAUCUUCCUCGGGGGUGUCGGCGAGCAGGUCAAGAUCGUCUUCAACUACUUCAAGACCAAGGCCGAACUCGCCUACCACGGCUACAACGAGGCGUGCGUUGAAGACUGGCUGGAAAUCUACGAAGUGUCCAUGAAGGGCGAGGCGAGCAAAGUCGGUCGCUACUGCGCCAGGACGGCCCCGGGUCCCAUCGUCUCCGACACGGGCAUCAACAUGAUGAAAGUCAUUCUACACACGGACAACGUCGGUGUCGCGGGGGGAUUCAGUGCCACCUACUACUUCCUCAAGGACGUCAACAAGUUUGGAGAUUGCGGUGGUAACAUUACGGGUGUGGAGAACGGAGUCCUGACAAGUCCAGGCUACCCCGAGAAGUACAAGAAUGAUCGACAGAUGUGCAACUGGUACAUAACGGUGCGGCCUGGCAGAAGAGUCUUGCUCCUCUUCACAUUGUUCAGCGUAGAAGGUGAUCCCGGAGAACGUGGAUGCCCAAGCGCUGUGGUUCGCGUCUGGAAGGACGUCUCGGACGCUCCCCUCGAACUCUGCGGCGAGGCGCUGAGCAACGACACCAAGGAAGUGCUGUCGACCUCCAAUAUCUUGAAGCUAUCGUUUAUGACAGCUCAAAAGGCUGUUGGCAACGGAGGAUUCCGAGCUGUCUGGACAGAAACCAGAGAAGAUGCCAACUGUCAAGACCUUCGUUGCGCGGUGAACGGUUACUGCAUCUCCCCGAAGCUUCGAUGCAACGAUCUACCGAAUUGUGGAGAUGGUGACAACUCAGACGAAAGCAAUUGCAUACGCAGUCCAGAACUGAACUUGCCCCUCAUCGUGGGCGCCUCCGCGGGGUCGGGCCUGGUCGCCCUCAUCGGCAUCUGCCUGGCGUGCCGCCGCCGUCACCGUCGAGGUCGUCGGCGACGUCGCUGUCGGGGAGGGCUGGACCGUCCUCUGCAGCCUCCUCCUCAACCUCCUCGUGAAGUGCCCUCCAUGCACUUCGUAUCCAUGGACACUGUGUGACUAGAGACCACCGUGUAAGAGGGUCGGGGUUGUGUCCGCUUGCUCUGCGAGGUCCUUGCCGAAGCCCUCCGGAACAAAGCUUCUCCGCAUCGCAGGUCGUUCCGAACGUUGUCCAUGUCAGCGCAGAUCACGAUGCCAGAUAACGAGUAUUUGAUAAGUCCCCGUUCAGCACUGCAGUUCCACGUAUGGAAUAAUAUUCCGUCCUCCAGUAAGUCUUGUCUCAGUUGUUGUGAACCUCGUGUUCCUACGCAAAUAAUACAGUCUUGCGCUGGUGAUGCCAUGUAGGAAAAACGUCGUUUCAUACUCCAGCUGAUACGGUCGCUGCGUUAUGUUAACAGAUUUUGUGAGAUAAUGGCACGUUAACAUUGUUACUGUUGCAUCACGCUCUGGGACUUAUGCUUGGAUAUCCAAGUAAAUUCGGACGAAAUUCCUUUUCACGUUUAUUAUUAUUAUUUUUUACAUUUUUAUAAGGUUCGUUCUAUAAGGUUGAUGAUUCGUUGCGUAGUUUUAUUAGUUAUUCACAUUCACAUAAUGACGUGAAGUAUAAUUUGGUGUCCGUGUUUGAGGCUAACCGCAGGAAGCACCCAAGGGGCACCACAGGAAAAUGUCAGGAGGUGCUCUGAGGAAAUUGUGCCUCUGGCCGGUUGUUUCAGUCACGGAACCCUGAUGUAAACCUAGUGUACUUACUUUUUAAGGCAACCCUUUGGAACAGGAUCAGAAUACUUCAACCCGAACCUAUUAUCGCUCCACAUGGACUCCCAGCGUAAAAAAAAACGACCUACGAUGCUUCGAGAAGCGAUGAUCCAUUUUCAUCCCCCACUUCGAACCUCCGGAGCAAACGAGUGAAGAAAGUCAUCGUAGAUGCCAAAAUCUCGUUGGUGCUGUAAUAUACACACCUGGCACUGGUGAGAGACAAAGGCAAAAACCUUCAUCUUAUAACACGACUUUGCUUUCACCAGUGUCUGUGUCGUUUUUUUUUGUUUUUUUUGUUUUUUUUUUUUGUCCCGCGCAAACACUGGAGGAAAAUCGUAUAUACUGAAUUCAUCGUAUAGCUAUAAACCAUUUCGCGUUUCUGCUGGUCGUGUAACUUUGUACAUAAAAAAAAAAUACGCGUCCGUACAGAAUUUUUAUGUUUAUCUGCCACCUUAAAGGCGCUUCAGACGUCACCGGGUUAAAAUGUCCAUCGAGGGAAACAAACGUACGAGAUAUACCUGCCUGUCUUGUUGGAUAAUCUCCCACUUUUAAUUUUCGUACAUAUACAGGGUAUUUCUUUUUUUUUUUUACCCAUAUUAAAAAGGUAUGAGACCAGCUGGAUGUCGUUCCUGUAGAUGUCAUUUACACGGCCAUGCGGACCUUCUCUCGGAGAGUAUGUAACUACAAGAUGAUUCGUCAUUACCUAAAAUUCAUUAGUUAACUUUUUUUAAUUAAGGGAUUUCGCGCAAAAGCGAGAUUGCAGAAUGGGAGACAAUUCUCGGUGAAAUCCAUGCGGUCCUCUUAAAAUCCUGAACGAGCGCGUGCUGUGAAAUAAUCAUCGCCGAAUUUCGGUAUGCGAAUAAGAUGAAACCAAACCUGGGCGCCUCAGGGGCGCAUGACCUUCGCUGACGGAGGCAUAUCUGGGCCGCAGAGCGGUAAAGAUAACAGAAGGGGUAACUUGAGUAGAUUUACACGUAACUACACGUAGCCGUGUCAUACCCCUAAACACGCGGGCUAACUUUGCGGUAGGAGUCCUUUUCUGCUUUGAAGGACACCUUGCUGAUUGAUUGAUUCAUUCAUUGAUUGAUUAAGGUUUUAUUUCGCCACUGGUGCCUUGCAAACGGCUAAAAUAUAGUCUAACGGGCAGUGCACCUUUCAGGAUUAGAAACAACAACAGUGGUAGCAGAACGGUAAAAGAAAAAUGAACGCAUGAAAAAAAAAUGCAUGCAUAUCAUAAAUUAACAACACAAUACACGGCUGCACUUAUACUUGAAAUACAUAGAAUUAGAGAAGAAAUCAAUAUCAGGAGAGUCAAUAGCAUUAAAAGACAACAUGGAAUGAUGCCUACUAGACCGUCACGAGUAACGAAAGCAAGUAGUAGAUACUAGAUGUGGGCAGUUAAAAAUGCCAUUGAUACAUUUAUAUAAAAAUAAUAGAGAGCGUCUAGAUUUCAAUGUCAAAUGCUCCAACGUAUGCUGAAAGGAGGUCGCACCGGUGACGCACGACAGCGUCCAUUUCCCUUUCGGUCCGUAGCGCCCUCUGAAAUGUGUCUCGAGAGCACUGUACUCACGAACCUUCGUGAGGUCUUCAUAAAACUGGAAUCAUUAAAUUAGCUGCAAAAUGCUUUCGAGCAUUAUCCGUUAAAUAAUUAAAAUCUACACGUCACGCAUGUUUAUUUUAAAUCGUCGUGGUCUAAUAAUCGUCGGCUGGUUCUGUGUUCGAGGCUAUACGCCUUUUCGCCCGUAAAUGAGAUAAGCAAUCUCCUCUUCCGCAAAGGCCCGCUUGCGAAAGGCAGGAUCUCCUUUAUCGCGUGCCAUGGGAAGCGAACGCCGUUCCGAAGAGUGUCCUUCUCUGUAAAGGCCUUUAGGAUACCCGUGUGUCAGGGGUAUCACCCUGUUCCGCAAAGCGGUUAAUCUGAGGAGCAGAUCGGCACCUACUCCAAUCAUCUCCAUCGCUCCAAAGCACGUGACCCUCUGACGUGGAAUGAGCGCUGUCCUCCCUGCGCUCCCGAUCGGCGCGGUUUGGGUUUCGGCUCAUUUGCACAGCAAAAUGCGGCGGUGACUUUUUCUAUGUACGUGAGCGUUUUGGGAUAUCAAAACAAAAAACAAAAAAUGGAAUAGCUAUCAACAAGGAUUGUCUCCUAUUCUUCUAUAAUGCUUUUGCCCGAAAGUUAACUAAUGGAUUUUAAGUAAUUAUAGUCGUCUUGCAGUUAUAUGCUCUGUCCGCAGGGAUGUCCUAGCGGCCGUAUAACUCAACUGCAAAAACGACAUCUAUGCUGCUCUCAUGGCUUUUUAUAAAAAUCUGUACGGGAUAUAACAAAAACUGUAUAUAUAUAUACAUAUAUUACACCAAGGCAGCGCCACCUAGACAGAGAAAGCCUGCGUUCCUUCGCCACGUGGACGUGCAGAGUCGGCAUGUCGUCUGCGUAAGUCAAUCGUUUCGCCGCAGACGACAGAGGCUUCCUGUGGCUACCAGCGGCUGUCCAUGUGGCUAAUGGCUACUCGUCUUUGUUGCUAUGGCCGCCGAAAGCACGUCGAGAUUGGUGGACUUUACCUCUCUUUAUGUAGGCGGCGUUGCCUAAGAAUACGAAAAUAUUUCAAUACAACACAGGCCCAUAACGGGAGGCUAUGAAAAGCCCACAGACGCAUGCUUGCAGACCAACGCUUUGUUCCUUUCGUCAGGUGGCGAGGUUAAGGUUCCUGUAGGUAGGGCCGUAGCCAUAUAUGACCGGGUAUGCUUUGAAAGCGUUGAGUCCGAUUCGACCCUCUCUGGCACUGUCCCUCGUAUAUUCUGGAAUCUGCUCAUAAUUUUAGAAGUCUGUGUAGUAUAUACAGCCAUAAAAACACGUCCCUCAAAAGCGUUCGGCUUUUCUUGGAUGCCUUCUCUUCUACGAACUGGAACUGGAAACUGGAGAUUUCUUUCUUGAUUUGAGCUACUUUGGGGACGGCUAGUAUCACAUCGUCCUUUGUCGAAGACAGGAACACAGCUAGUUCUAUUUUUGCGCUCGGGUACCAGCUCGCAACCACGACCUACUCCUACGUAGAUAGAGAUCUGGACGUGCGCAAAGCUCCAAGUACCGUUGUAGUAAUUCCGGUGUUCGCACUGUUCUCUAUCACUUACUUUACCACUGCGUUAACCACCAAGACGAGGGUUGCGUGUGCGUUGCAAGCAGCACGCUAUGGUGGAGUAUAGAAAGGUGGCGCUGGUGGUGGUACUGCUGAAAGAGGGCGCCGUUGUCGGCCUCACAGAUGUGGACAGCGUCACAACUAGCGUGCGACUUGGGCCGACUUCUUGGGGAGCUGUGCUGACAUAUGUCUGACAGCGUCUGAAGAAAACCCAGGAAAGACCCCAGACAGCACAGCCCGCACCGGGGUUCGAACCCGGGUACCUUCCAGUCCCGACAUGAAAUGGUUCUAUUUCUACAGUUGCCGUAAGCCCAGGUCUCUACCGGUAGUAGUAGGUCGUGCUCAUAACUCCCCAAAAUGCAUUAGUUAACAUUAAUUCCUUUCCUAUUUCUUUUCAUGAAAUGUCGCACUAGCGAGAAAGAAAUGUUACCUACGUACAAGUCACAUGAUACUGGAAAUUACAAAAUUUUCUAAAACCACGUGCGUUAUUCAUUCACAUAGUUCCCCAUGUUGCCGGGAGCAGUCCUCAAAAUAAACCUAUUUGCUCAGGAGCAGCUCACACUAUGCUACUAUAGCCCUUCCAAGCUCGCAUUACCCGCGAGCUCGAAUUAACGAUAUGUCUAUUCGUAGUUCUCGAGGUGCCAAACAUUUUUUUUUACUCUAUGGUUUCCUACCGAAUAUGCAAUACAUACAUCUUUGGCGAACCAACACAUGCAGUGUAAGCCCGAAUGAUAUGUCUUUGAUAAUAUGAGAUUGUGGGACGAAUGGUAGUUUGUGGUAUUUAUGCCUUUUCUCUCCCCAACAUUGACUUCAUGACAAAUUAAUCAGUUUUUACUGUCUGGCAAAUGUUUGUCUUUAUUUAGGCAUCUGCUAUUGUGCACAUUGUCUUUGUGUAGUAGUAGAGUAAUUAUUAUUGUGUUUAAAUAUGGAUGAAUUGGUAAACGUUUUUAGUUAUCAAACUAUUAUUAAAUACAACAAUAAUAAUCGAGAAGCGUGUCAAGCAACAACUAAAAAUAGUUAAAAAGCACUAUUCAAAGUUAGCAAUGGGACAUUAAUGAUUUCUGUUUUUAUUUGUCAAAACUUUGCGUGCGAUCAACUGUACAUCUUAAUUUUUUCACGUAUAUGCUUGCCUGACCGUCUGCAAUAGCUAAUUAGGAACUCUGAUUGCGAACUGCUAUAAAUUUCCUAUAAAUUACCACUAUUGAUUUACCGAAGCAUGUGGAAUAUUGUUUUCCAACUGCGAAAAACUUUUUCCGAAGGCAGGUGUUAGUUGAUCUUGUGGCACCUUCUUGUGGAAAUGAGAUAGAUGGGUAUGACGAGAACUUUUAGCUCUGGAAGUGGGAGAAGCCAGUGUCUGUUUUCGAAGCAGUGAAGGCUGACAGUAAGGUGGUGGUGUUCUUCGGCGUUGAUGAUGAUGACCGUGCAUUUUGAACGUUAAUGUGUGUUGCAUGUGUCCUUUUCUUUCUCUUUCAAGGACACGGUGAGCACGUUGAAAAGAAGUGAUCCUUCUGAGUGUGUUGAACGAAUGUUUUAACUUUUCCCGCAAUCGUUCUCAAGAUAAGGCUGGAUUUCUUCUUCGUCCUUGCCCUUUUCAACACCGUUCUGUACUUUGAUUAUGCACUGUGUACGUAUUGUAUUGUGUUGCGUAUCUCCGCAACUGGUCUUAAUGAUGCAAGAAGGUGAAGAGCGUGUUGAUCUUACUUCGGCCUGAUUGUUUUCUGGCCAAAUACCAUUCGCAACUUCGGAUUGUAAAAGUCGGGUGAUAGUCCUCAGUCGUGAUUCGUGGUCACGUCAGGCAGUAAUUACGCAUUCGUGUGUAAUCGGAUCAUAGUAAGCUAUUACGCUUCCGGUCAGCGUAGCACAAUAGACCGCACAUGCUAUGUGUGCAUGUAUUGGAAUCUUCAUGCGUGGUAUAUGUGUACAGGUUUUGCUCUGCAACUUGUGCUGUACUUGCACUUGCACAAUGUUGUACAGUGACAGCAGGACUUGCCAGGUACACGAAUGUUACAGUGCUUUUGUGCUUCUUUUUGUUGUUGCAAAAUUGCGCACUGAGAACGUUACGUAAUAUGGCUUUAAAAACUACGGCUUUGCUCUCCUCGGGCCAAAAUCGACUUGACGUUUUAAUACGAGAAGGAAUCGCGUUUCACGUGAAAGAAGUGAGACCUUAGCUGUGAGGUGUGAACACGGGCAGUUUCUAUAUACGUGCAAAACUGCUCCAAUUAGUAUUCGUAGAUAAAAAAAGUAAAUGACAGGCCCGCGAGAUAAGGUCAAAAGAGUCACGAUUAAACGGUUAGAAGCACGAAUAAUUGAAUUACAAGACUUUCGGUGCUGCAGUCUGCACUUCUUCAGGUAACGAACCCCCCCCCCUCUUAUUUUUUUUAAUAAUCAUGAUGUUAAUCCUUUAUAUAAAUUCUCGCUGUACCAUGUAUUUUUUGUACGUGAAGCAGUGCAGACUACUGCACGAAAGUCUCGUAAUAAAAAAAUAAUAAUGGUACCAUGAUGUUACACGUGCGGUUUGUCUGCGCAGUGUGGCGACGGCGUGUGGGUUUUGACGCGCGCCGGAAAUCUCCUACACACGGCGCUGGAAGUAAUGUUUACCACAUUGUUUUUUACCACCGAUGUUUACCACAUUGCUACCGCACUCGGGCGGGAUCGAUCGAACCCGCGAUCUUGAGCUCAGCAAGAGCCAGCACAUUACCGAUUGAGCUACCGAGAAUUUUUUUUUCUUCUCCACCUUUUAUUAACAAAACACACAAGUACAGGUACGUCACAAGGUUGCAACGCCGAGGGCCAUUACAAAACGUCUAAAGAGAAAACUGAAUACCUUUUGAAUUUGUACAUAACGAUUUUACAAGUACGUAAGGGCAUCAGAUAAUGUUUCUAACCGAUCUGGCAGCUCAGGCACAGCUUAAGUUGAGAUAUUUCUAUCUUAAAGUAUUUCAUAGGAGGCAUUAACGGUUCUUCGUUCCUGAGCUACCGAGAACGGUCGCGAAAGUCUGGUAAUUAAAUUAUUCAUACUUGUAACCUGUGAACCGUCAUUCUUUUUACCAAUUAUUAUCAUUAUUAUUAUUAUACGAGCAGUUUUGUUUCAGAAAAAUUCCUAAUCUUCUAAUGUAGCACCUGUUGUGUCGGCGAUGGGGGGGGGGGGGCGAGUAAAGGCGACCGCCUUAGGCCCCGCGCUUGCAUAGGCCCCGCGCUUGCAUAGGCCCCGCGCACGAAGCCCUCAAUCAGGGAUUACUCUUUUUUUUUUAAAUAUCAAGUAUGCACUUAAUCGUGUGAAACAGGCCCCGCGAUGUGCCUUCGCCUUAGGCCCCGCACACCCCCUAGCACCGGCCCUGGUUCAGAGUGUCACUUGUAACACAUGGGAGGAUGGUUGAAAGGACGAAGCGCUCAGGUAUGCAUGUUUCAAGGACGUUUUGUGAUAGAAACUUGAUGCGGUCAUGAAACAUCGGAUGGCUGUCUCGAUAAUUCCAGUCCGCAGGGAGAUUCUCUAGGAACUACUCGUUUUGUUAUAAUCUUUGGCACUUCCUCGUCCUGGUGGGCACCGUCAUGGGCCCUCCUGCUUUUCCUCCUCUCUCUCUCUCUCUCUCUUUCUCGUGUAGACACUGGGAGAUAAAUAUGUCUGGCAACCGUAUAGUGUUUGAAGUGUUUGAACUUUCGCUAUAGGCGGGGCGGUACGGACGUGAAAAGAUGGUGUCAGCACAGCAAGGAUCGCAGUGUGUACAGCUCCCCGUCUUAUUUUCCUGCCGUGGCGCCAUCUAUUUCGCGCUGUUUGCUCCCCAGUGUUGCCGCCAUUGCAAGCAAAGCCCUCGUAUGUGUGAAGUAUAUCUACAAGCCGCUCAAAAAGGGAGUCAAUAUAAAUUGCCCUUCUUGCAGCCCGUUACUGGAUGCAGUUUGCGAAAGUGGAGAGAAUGAAUGAGUUGUGAAUGUUGUUAAUUAGUUAUUGUGGCACUGUUACACCGUCGGUUAUAGGGACUGUUACAUAAUACGUACAUGAACGUGUAGUUGUUUGCGAAAAAAAAAAAAACUUCCUUUUGUUAUUGCUGGUUUGUUUGUAAGAAAUCAUUGCCGAAAGCAGCGCGUACUGUCGGGUUUUUGAAGCCCGGUAAUUCUUGUACCAAUUUGAACUUGAGUAAAAACGAUCGAUUUGGAA